CAGAAAAAAAAAAAGCCCUUCCAGCCCCCAAGGACUGGGUUUGAAUUGAAUUGCUUUCGUCUGGAGUGGCAGUGAUUCAGCCACUCAGCAGCAGCAGUGACAGAGACAGGACUCACACGCGCUCUCCACAAACACGGGAAUGAAUCAGACGCAUUUUGAGAGGAGAGGCAGGCUGCCUGUUCAGAAGCACCAUCCCACCCAUCAGGAGUAGCACCCAAAAUAAGGAUCCCAGAAAUUCCAUACAAACAAGGACAUGAAAAAUGAAGCCCGUGCUGUGGAGUCAUGAUCUGGACCCAGGGAGAAAUGGAAGAAGCCCUCAAUAAAAAAAAAGUUGCUGGCCUUUGGACUAGAAGUUACACUUUCAGCUCUCCCAGGUCUCCAGCUCACAAACCACAGAUCUUAGGACUUCUCAGCCUCUGUAAUCAGGAAAGAGAAGAGACUUUUCUCCUGGCCGAGAUAAAAGAUACACGAGCCACUCGGGAAAUGUGGGCAGCCCGGCAGAGUCAAGUUCCUGAGCAGGAAGAUAAGAUGGAGAAAGAAACCCAAAGAGAAGAUAUAUAUUCUGAUCUCUCAAGGAUACAGCAAUCUUUAGUACAUUUUUUUUCAAUUUUUUCAAAGUCAGAUAGCACAAUACUGCCAUUGUCACUGUCAUCAUCCAAUGAAAUUCCUCUCAGUUGCUAUCUGUCUAGUCUUCAGACUAGUGGAGUAACUAUAUCAACAAUUGCACCAAAGUCUUCUAAAUCAACUUCAGUGAGCCAUUUCCAAUCAGAAAGCAGCAUGGCCACCGGUGUCACAGUUGCAAAGAAAAAGACUCUGUCGUCCCUUGGUUCUGAGCCAGCCAUGAUUGGGGAAGGAGAGGAUUAUUUCCUAUCUUUAUUUGGUGAUUCAAAGAAACCUGUUACACACUCAUUUCAGACCAAGAAAAAUUGGAAGCACUUUUCUAUGAUUCUUGAAGAAGUAGGCCAAUUUAGAUCCAGUGCUUUUGGAGACAUCAAAAUAGCUGAAGUGAAGGGUUUAUUUGUGAAGCUCAUUAACUCUUCCCUUGAUAAAGAACUGGAGAUUGGAAAUUAUAUUCUCCAGCAAAAUGUGAAUGGACAAAGAGUCUCUCUGUUCCGAUUCCCUCCGAAUGUCACAAUGCAGGCCAGUUCCACAGUAACGGUCUGGGCAGCAGCCUCUGAAGCAAAGCACCAGCCACCAACAGAUUUUCUUUGGAAGGAAAACAAGUUCAGAACAAGCCCAGUUUGUACAACAAUCCUGUGCACACCUAACGGUGAGGCCAUAGCCUGGUGCACUCCUGUUCACUGGAAGCAAGCAUGGGAGAAAUUAGAGACUGACAUUGAAUUUGAGAGAUGCUCCAUAGUAAGUCCGCCAUCUCAAAGGCACAUAUUUCACUGGCCAAAAGUUGAAACUACAACUAAAGAAAAAUGUAAAGAAACCUCAAAGUUUCAGAUGGAUUUUCUAGUUCCAGCUUUUCUUAAGAGAGAAAAAGAAGUCCCACCAACUCUUUUCCCCAAUCGCAGCCCUUGGUGCCACAGUCCCAAUGUGCCUCCACAUCCCUACUGUCCUCUGAUUACACCUCACGAUCCCAGCAUGUCUGAAAGCAGCUUAGACAGACAGCCCACGCCUCAGUCAGCCAGGCCUGAUCCAGCCCUGUUGGCUCCUAAAGGAAGUAUUGUAAGCCGUGCACUUACAUUUGCUCUAGCACAGUGUCUUUACUGUUCUUGA
This is a messenger RNA of Miniopterus natalensis, 1725 nucleotides long. The record is from RefSeq and is a predicted model, not a curated record. NCBI's taxonomy places the organism in Eukaryota, Metazoa, Chordata, Mammalia, Chiroptera, Miniopteridae.